This is a messenger RNA of Nicotiana tabacum (common tobacco), 1550 nucleotides long. RefSeq names its product alcohol dehydrogenase class-3. The record is from RefSeq and is a predicted model, not a curated record. NCBI's taxonomy places the organism in Eukaryota, Viridiplantae, Streptophyta, Magnoliopsida, Solanales, Solanaceae. Gene Ontology annotation, biological process: formaldehyde catabolic process. Gene Ontology annotation, cellular component: cytosol. Gene Ontology annotation, molecular function: S-(hydroxymethyl)glutathione dehydrogenase [NAD(P)+] activity; zinc ion binding; alcohol dehydrogenase (NAD+) activity.
CAUCGGAUCUAUUUGAAGUGCCACUCAUCCCUCAGAAAAACAGUGUUAGUAUUUUCUCUCACAAAUUGAUUCUGUGGUCCGAAUUGGAGUUCCUAAAUCAUGGCUACACAAGGUCAAGUCAUCACCUGCAAAGCUGCGGUGGCCUGGGAACCCAACAAGCCUCUGGUGAUCGAGGAUGUGCAGGUAGCUCCACCGCAGGCCGGUGAAGUCCGUGUUAAAGUUCUCUAUACUGCUCUCUGCCACACUGAUGCUUAUACCUGGAGUGGCAAGGAUCCUGAAGGUCUCUUCCCAUGUGUGCUUGGUCAUGAGGCUGCAGGGAUUGUAGAAAGUGUCGGUGAAGGAGUGACUGAGGUUCAGCCAGGGGACCAUGUUAUACCUUGUUACCAGGCUGAAUGCAGAGAAUGCAAGUUCUGCAAAUCAGGAAAGACCAACCUUUGUGGUAAAGUAAGGGCGGCUACUGGGGUAGGAGUUAUGAUGAACGACCGCCAGAGUCGAUUUUCUAUCAAUGGAAAGCCAAUCUAUCAUUUCAUGGGAACUUCAACCUUCAGUCAGUACACUGUUGUCCAUGAUGUUAGUGUUGCAAAGAUUGACCCAGUAGCUCCUCUGGAGAAAGUCUGCCUUCUUGGAUGCGGUGUUCCAACCGGCCUUGGAGCUGUUUGGAACACUGCAAAAGUUGAACCAGGUUCCAUUGUUGCUGUCUUUGGCCUGGGCACAGUUGGUCUUGCUGUGGCGGAGGGUGCAAAGGCUGCUGGUGCUUCGCGAAUUAUUGGGAUUGAUAUUGACAGCAAAAAGUUUGAUAGAGCCAAAAAUUUUGGUGUGACUGAAUUCAUCAACCCCAAAGAGCAUGAGAAACCAAUACAGCAAGUCAUUGUGGAUCUUACAGAUGGUGGUGUUGAUUACAGUUUUGAGUGCAUUGGAAACGUCUCGGUUAUGAGGGCUGCUUUAGAGUGCUGUCACAAGGGGUGGGGAACCUCAGUGAUUGUGGGUGUUGCUGCAUCUGGUCAGGAGAUAUCCACUCGUCCAUUUCAGCUGGUGACUGGCCGUGUCUGGAAGGGAACCGCAUUUGGUGGUUUCAAAAGCCGUUCACAAGUUCCUUGGCUCGUGGACAAGUAUUUGAAGAAGGAAAUCAAGGUGGAUGAAUACAUAACUCAUAAUAUGACGCUUACGGACAUAAACAAAGCUUUUGACCUGAUGCAUGACGGGAGCUGUCUCCGUGUUGUACUGGAUAUGUUCGUAUGAAGUCUUUAUGCUCUUUAUGUUGCUGACUUGCUGGUUUUGUGCUAUUGCUCCGACAGUAUUUCUCUUUCCUUCCCUAAGUAUCUGUGUGGAAUAAAAAGGAAGUGGAAAAAAAGAGUAUCAAGGAGGGCCAGAGGAACUCUUUUAAAAUGGAUGGUUUUUAUUAUGUUCUGGUGGUUUUGUAGUACAUCUUUCAAGUUAAAGCUCUACUUUCAAGACUCAGCCAUCAUUGCUGAUUUUGGACGAAGUCUGGUAUCUUUGCAUCAAAGGAUCCUCCCUAUUUUUAAGUACAAUAGCUUAUAUCUUUGCCGUCG